Messenger RNA from Gasterosteus aculeatus aculeatus (three-spined stickleback), 6800 nucleotides. The record is from RefSeq and is a predicted model, not a curated record. NCBI's taxonomy places the organism in Eukaryota, Metazoa, Chordata, Actinopteri, Perciformes, Gasterosteidae.
AGGGGCGGACAGAGCAGACAGCAGUCUGGGGUCUAACAUCCUCUCUACGUGCGUAGCCUCACUGCCCCCCCUCUCCCUGACGACCCCCCUCCCCCCACAUCCACCCCGAAGAAUAUCCAGAGCCCAAAGCUCGCCCAUGCGGUUUAAACGUCCGGUCCAUCGAACAGAAAGCGGCGAGGCGACGUGCAAUCCAAGCGGACGUAGGAUUCUCCUCCGCAGGCUGUUUGAGAAGUUGCUUCCUCUGCGGCCCGGGGUCCCCAGUCGCGCGGGACGAUUGCCUGGUGUAACUGUAUCGGGGAGAAGGCGCGGGAGGAGGUGGAACUGCGGGACAUGAUGACUGAGAGGGAAGCUGCGAAAGAGGAGACACUAACAGAUGCAAUGGCUAAUCCUUCUCCAGCUAAGAGCAUGGGUGACCCUGGAAUCACCCCGCUGUCUCCUUCACAUACUCAGAACGACACGGACCAGGUGCCGUCGGGGCCGUCCUUCGUGGUGGUGGUUGCCAUUGAUUUUGGCACCACGUCCAGUGGUUAUGCUUACGCCUUCACUAAGGAGCCAGAGUGCAUUCACACAAUGAGGCGAUGGGAAGGCGGGGACCCUGGGGUGUCCAAUCAGAAGACUCCAACCACGAUCCUGCUUACUCCAGACAGGAAGUUCCACAGUUUUGGCUACGCGGCACGUGACUUCUACCAUGACCUGGACCCCAGCGAGUCCAAACAAUGGCUCUAUCUGGAAAAAUUCAAAAUGAAGCUCCACACUACUGCCAAUCUGUCCAUCGACACAGACCUCCAUGCAGCCAACGGGAAGCGAGUGAAAGCUCUGGAUAUUUUUGCAUAUGCAUUAGCCUUCUUUAAGGAGCAGGCACUAAAGGAAUUGAGCGAUCAGACAGGCAUCGAGUUUGACAACAAUGAUGUGAGAUGGGUGAUCACUGUUCCUGCCAUCUGGAAAAUGCCUGCAAAGCAGUUUAUGAGGGAAGCUGCCUAUAAGUCUGGUCUGGUGUCCCGUGAAAACCCAGAGCAGCUGAUCAUCGCGUUAGAACCAGAAGCAGCAUCAAUCUACUGCCGCAAGCUCCGCCUCCACCAAAUGGUGGACCUGGGCACCCUUACCACGCAGAACGGCUGCAGCCCCACUGACAACGUGGGCAGUGGAAUGACCCAAGCAAAGGAGCUUGUUCGGCGCAACCGGCAGAGCCGCACCUUUUUGGUGGAAAAUGUCAUAGGGGAGCUUUGGUCGGAGCUGGAAGAAGGUGACCGAUAUGUGGUGGUGGACUGUGGCGGAGGAACCGUGGACCUGACAGUUCAUCAGAUCCGUCUUCCAGAGGGACAUCUAAAAGAGCUCUACAAGGCCUCAGGUGGUCCCUAUGGCUCCCUCGGCAUUGACUAUGCAUUUGAGAAGCUACUAUGUAAGAUCUUUGGCCAGGAUUUUAUUGACCAAUUUAAGAUCAAGAGGCCGGCUGCCUGGGUGGACCUGAUGAUUGCGUUUGAGUCUCGGAAGAGGGCAGCAGCCCCUGACAGAACCAACCCCCUCAAUAUUAACCUGCCGUUCUCCUUUAUUGACUACUACAAGAAGUUCCGGGGCCACAGCGUGGAACAUGCACUGCGCAAAAGCAAUGUGGAUUUUGUGAAAUGGUCGUCUCAAGGAAUGCUGAGGAUGAGUCCAGAAGCUAUGAAUUCCCUCUUUAAGCCCACAAUAGACCACAUCAUCCAGCAUCUCACUGAGCUGUUUGAGAAGCCAGAGGUGAGCGACAUUAAGUUCCUGUUCUUAGUGGGAGGCUUCGCUGAGUCUCCCCUGCUCCAGCAAGCUGUCCAGGACAUGCUGCAGGGCCGCAGCCGCAUCAUCAUUCCCCACGACGUCGGCCUCACUAUCCUGAAAGGGGCUGUGCUGUUCGGCUUGGAUCCCACCAUCAUUAAGGUCCGCCGCUCGCCUCUCACAUACGGAGUGGGCGUCCUCAACCGCUUUGUGGAGGGCAAGCACCCGCCGGAGAAGCUGCUGGUGAAAGACGGCACUCGCUGGUGCACAGAUGUCUUUGACACCUUCAUUGCCGCCGACCAGUCCGUGGCGCUGGGUGAGAUGGUGAAGCGGAGCUACACCCCGGCCAAGCCGUCUCAGCAGGUCAUCGUUAUCCACGUCUACUGCUCUGAGAAGGAGAAAGCUGGGUUCAUCAGCGAGCCUGGCGUCAGGAAGUGUGGGACACUUCGCCUAGACGUGAGUGGAACGGAAAGCACGGCGCCGCGCCGCGAGAUCCAGACGCUCAUGCAGUUUGGCGACACAGAGAUCCGGGCCAUGGCAGUGGAUGUGUCCACCGGACGCACCGUCAAAGCUAGCAUUGACUUCCUAAGCCAUUGAGAAGGUAACAAGAUAGCUAGUGCAAUAAUUGUUGCAACCAGGGGAAAAGGAAAAUAGAUAAGGCUUGAAACACACAGACACACACACACAGAAAAGCUGGGGAUAUUCACUGGAAAGUGGUUAUGAUGACAAAAAGGCUUAUUCACGUCUCAGACAUAAUGUAUUACUGCUUUUCAGAUCUUCUCUCUGAGCAUUUUCAGAGCCAGAAAAAAAACAAGACACAAAUAGGUGGAUCAACAUUCAUAAAGCAUCCUUACAUGCCUCACUUUAUGUCUGUCAGAUUAAAGCAGACCUUUGCAUCGCUGGGCUUUGCAAAACAUCUGUGUAAAAGGUCGUACUAAUACGUCAUCUAGGUGGAUUUAAGAUCUAAAGCUGUUUGUGUGCUUCAAAAACAACAUCAGGUCCCCUUCACUAGAGUGCUGAAGCCAUACUAGUGGUUCUGCAUGAUUUAACCCUUUCAACUGUGUAAAUUGUUGAUGCUUCACACAGCCCCACUCCAAAAUUGUAUUCAUAUAGAUUUGCCUCAUUCCAGAAAGCAUUUUAUUGACAGUGAUCCACUGAAGUAGACAUGUGGUCAGCUUCAUAUCUGGAGCUAUGCUAUCAUUGCAUUGUAUUAUUGUAUAAACUGGACAUCGCUAUCAGUGGUAGAAGGGGGGCUAGGUUAGUUUGUGUCGGCCUCAAGUUUACCCAAUGUUAAAGAUACAUGGAUAAUUAGGCUAAAUAUGACGGUCGGCUUCCACUUGUCCCUGGUUCAUAAUACAGAACUACUAGCUCUGCAUGGCUGUGGAUGAAGAGGGUAAAACAAGUUGAUCGUGGGGCAGUUUCUGUGACUUGAGGGCAGCAAAAGAACUAAAGAAGACAUAUGGUUAACGCGUUCACAUCCAGGCAGAGCCCACCGUAACCAUGUGACUUUGUCCCAUUUGGUGUCUCUAUUUACAACCAGGUUCUGUUGGGCAUCCUUACUUAACCUACAUAUCAAUGUCAAUUGAUAUGUUUCUAAGAGAUAUAUUACCUUUUUUUCCUGAUGAAGUAUUUCAAAGAACAUUUGAUUUUGAAAUAAUUAUCCCCAAAUCAUGGAAAGCCACCAGUAUGGUCCUUAAAGGUUGUCCUUUAUUCAAAACUAACUCCAAGAAUGUGAAACGUCCUGCAAGCUCAAAUGCAUUUAUUUGUUAAUGCUUCUGACUAUUAAAUGUGGACAAAAAGCCACUUGGCCACUUGAAUACUUUGAAUGGUGAAGUGUGAGGCUGCACAAAGGUGCGCACUAGAUGAGAGACAGACAAUGAAAUGUGUUUAUUUCUGUAAAUAUGGUAUUUAUAUAUUGUACAGAUUUUUUUAGCAUUGCAGCUUUAGAACCAAUAGUGUGUGAGUCCAUCGUGUUGUGUUUAUGUGCUUUUACAUUUACAACUCUCUAUAUUUGUUUCUAUCCAGUCAUAGCAUGAGAGGUUGUGACAGCUUUGAAUGCCCCGUUCUUUCAAAGGGAAAAAUAAUGUGUCAACUGUUCAGUCACAAAAAGAAACAUGAAUAUCUCAGUCCUUAAAAAAGCUAUUAAAAUUGAAAUGAUAACAGUAGUAUAACAGUAAUUGUAGGAGAUUCAUUCAUAAUGAUGUAUUACAUUAUCAGUGGAUAAAUAUGAAGACAAUAUUUUUCCAUCCUACUGCGAAAUUGUUGUUGCCUUGUAAAAGACUGAGGCAUUUCCAGAAAUAAUCAUACAAUUUAAAGCCACAUUUACAUAUGAUUAGGGUUAUGAAGUUUUAAAUUAGAGUGCCUAGUAUGAAUAACAUUUAAUGUCAAGAAUAAUUUAAUAAUCAGAGCUUUAUGUGUGACUAACACUGAUUAUCACAGUGAUUGGGAUUUCAUCAAAGUCAUUUACAAUGUGUAAAUGUUCAAUGUGUUAGCCGACCAUCCUGAGGAAGGACCUCACAGGUUGAAUGAAAGGGGUGUUGCUGUGUGUGAUGUGUUAUCUUCGGCCCGACACUACAACAGUAGUGGGGAUGAACAGGAGAGACCACAUCAAGCAGUGCCUGGUAUCAUCCAUGCUAAAUGACACCUGUAGAGUACUACAUUCUAUACCUCUCAUAUGAAUGAACUUCUGGCACUGCAUCAAGCGUUCAAUGCUGACGCCGGCUUACCUCCUUUUUGAUCAACACAGUCAAAAGGUUGUGCUAUUGUCAACGGUGCAAAGUCGUGUGUGAGGGUCACAGUAUGCUUCAUAGUAACUAGAGUAGGCCACACUCUCCUCGAACUGGCUUAGCGUCAUUGCAACAUCUGGUGGAACAGAAGUAGUAAUAAAGCAACUAAUUGGUGCGUCAAGUCGGAUCGUCAGGUUUGCAUUUUCAUUAUAUGAGAAAAGCUCUUAGUUUGAAGAAUACUAAGACCACCAGAGUUCAGGCCGAACUUGACAUGAAAGGGCUGUGCGUUUGUACUUUGCCAUGUGUGAACCCACUGAUUGCAUUGACUCCAUAAAAAAAUGUUUUUAGGCAGAAAAAUGGGGGCACAGUUGAGUGUGUCCCCUUUAAUGUUACAGAGCAUUAGCAUCACUAUAGGCAAACACAAUUCAAAGAGGCAGAUGUUCACAAGACUGAGCGAGCUGGCCAUCAUGGAGCUACAAAAACAACCCGUAAAGAGGCAAUCUAUCUCUUUGAUGAGUACUUAAAAACAAUAAAUCUGUCGAUUUGAAAGAAAAACACCAUGUUAGUCAUUGGCAUCAACCAGCUGCCCCCAUAGGUAUAUUAAUGCUUUUGAGCUAUAUGUUUACAGGAUCAUGAUAUCACGAUGAUACAAUCUUAAUACCCAGGUUUCAAGCCAUUUUUUUAAAACUUUAAAUCAAGGCUUGUCUCAAUCUUCGGUGUCAAUGUAUAAAGUCGCACAAGCUGCUUCAGCACUCUUUGUGUAAUGCAUGGUUUGCAUGCGUCAUAUAGGAAUGGCUAAACAACAGCAGAUAAUUAGUUGAUGCUAUUACUAACGCACACAAACAAGCUUUCGCCAAGAUGACAAUGAUGAUGGUGGUGUUUCUACCCGUGAGCUGCUCAGCAUCAUCAAGUGUUGAAGUCUCCUUGGCUGUAUAAAGGGCGGGGCAGUAUUCUGGUUCAACCGGUACCAAAUUUCCUUGCGGUAUGAGUUUUUCACGUACUGUCAUACCCGUACAUAGCCGUAAAACUGUUUUUGUUCUUUGGCAGGCAGUAUUGUUCACCCCUCUCCACCGGACCCAGCGGUCGGAGCUACUUGUCUUAUAUGUAUUGAGAUUGAGUCAUGGUUAUAACUUUAUGACAAUUAAUAACCCACAGCAAACACUCUUUAACAGUGUAAAACACCACGACACUAAAGUUUGUGACACUAAUAAUUGUACAUUUCUAAAAGGACACCGCCGAACUGCAUGCUGGGUGGAGCUCAAAAGAAACACUGUGGCUACAUGAAAACACCGAUGUAGGGGGAACAACGACAGACCAGAGAUGCACCACCACAACUUGUGCCCAAGAGAGGAGCUGUGUCUGUUUGGAGGGUUUUGGGUUUUGAAAAACUUGACGUAGAUGAGAAAACGAUUUAUUGCAAAGUUGGUCGAGCCGCUUGUGUUGCCUCUGGUGGCAUCACUAGCAGCCACCACGGCUAAAAGGCUAACAAGCCAACUCUCUGGGAAGAUGCGACUGAGUUGGCCAGCGGCGGUCUUUUUCUGGGUCAAUGAAUAUGUUUACUUAUAUAUGCCGGGAUACCGCCAGAACCUUACAAAAUACUGUAAUAUGAAUUUUUUGCCAUACCGCCCAGCCCUAGCUGUAUAGAAUUUCAUGCUAUUUUCUGAUCUGACAUUAAUGUUCCAUAGCAAAGCAGCACUUCUAUUUUACUGACAACUAGACUAAUAACCUUUUAUUCCUUCUAGACAUCUCUAUCACAAGAUGGAUAUUUGGUCUAAAGGUUUAAUAACACUGUGUUUCUAUUGCUUCUUUGGUCACAUAAUUACAAUGUAAUGCAAACUUGAGUAUUAUGUGGUGCACAGGACACUGUUAUGUAGCAGUUUAUACGUAUGAUAAAAUGGUAGAGGACUUGUUGAGCUGAGAUUAGCUAUCUUGUCUCAGAGUGUCAGACAUUUCAGCUGAGAUAUCAAAUUUUGGGUCAGAAAUUAGGUGGUUCAGUGGAUGUGAUUUGAGAUAGCUGUCUAGCCAGCUUGCAUUAUUUACAAUUCUCUGCUCAACGCUAUCUAAAAUAUACAAUCAUUCAGAAUAUUUACCUGCUAGAAUGAUGAAGCUUAUAGUUACAAUCUAAGCCUCUGAAACGCAACAAAAUGUACUUUUGUUGCGUUAUGUUGUUCUUUCUUUAUUGAUGAUGCAAAAGUCUCUUAUAUUAAUCUUGAGUUACUUAUUGUCUUGUUCGCAUUUUUCAGACAGUUAUGGCUGUAUUUCGAUCAAUGCCAAGUAUUCACUGUCAUGAAUGUCACCAAUAAAAAUCUAAGUGUAUUUCAAAGAGCA